AAUCACAGAGCCGGAGCAUUUGUUUUGACCUCGAGGAAUGUUCUUGGGCUUCAACGUCGUGGCGAAGUCGGAGAGAUAAUCGGCAACGAUUAUUCUACAGAGAGAGAGUGUGUGCGUGUGCCGGCUAAAGUGCGCCGCUUGGAGAGAGAAUGAAACGAGUGAAUGACAAAUCCCCCGCCUUCCCUUCUUUCUCUCGCAAUUGACUCUGCCCUCCUUAACCUAUCGAGCAUUUCCGAUCUCUCCCCCAUUCCCGAACACAUCCUCGUCGAUCUCUUCGCGAGAACUCUGAGAGCUGGGAAGUUGACUGAGAAGAUUUUGAAACUAUUUAUUGCUACGAACAAAGAAGAAAUCCUUUCUCUUGUUGAGGCUCUUAAUAUCCAGCAUGUCAUCACCCCUGUUCUUCCGACCAUAAGCAUUGAUGAUAAUGAGGUUGAUAUUGUGAUCGGUGCCGUCAACUCUGAUCUUACACCUUUCAUGGAAAAGUGGAGACCUGUAUUCUCACGGUUUCAUCUAAUAAUUGUCAAAGAUCCUGAUCUCAAUGAGGAGCUCAAAGUAUCAGGUGGCUUUGAUCUUGAUGUUUAUACGGUAGCUGAUAUGAAACAAGUUGUGGGUUCUUUAUAUGAUACUAAUCUCUUUUCUGGUUAUUCUUGCCGCUACUUUGGUUAUAUAAUGUCGCGGAAAAAGUACAUUAUCUCGAUUGAUGAUGACUGCAUCCCUGCCAGGGACAACAAGGGUGACUUGGUUGAUGCUGUGGACCAGCAUCUUACCAAUCUUGCAACUCCAGCUACACCUUUUUUCUUUAACACACUUUAUGAUCCUUUCUGUAAGGGAGUAGAUUUUGUUCGUGGUUACCCAUUUAGCUUACGGAGUGGGGUGAAAUGUGCCAUGUCAUGUGGUUCAGUGCUUAAUUUACCUGACUAUGAUGCGCCUACACAAGCCCUCAAGCCUUCGCAGAGGAAUACUCGAUAUGUUGAUGCUGUUCUGACUGUUCCCGCAAGGACGAUGAUGCCAAUAAACGGAAUAAACAUAGGUUUUGAUCGUGAAUUGCUAGGUCCUGCUUUGUUGCCAGCCUUGAGGUUGGCUGGAGAAGGGAAGUUUAGGUGGGAAACGAUGGAAGACAUAUGGUGUGGAAUGUGUGUGAAAGUGGUAUGUGACCACAUUGGGUUCGGUGUCAAAACUGGGCUUCCAUAUGUAUGGAGAAACGAAAGGGGUAAUGUUGUGGAGAGCUUGAAGAAAGAGUGGGAAGGGGUGAAGCUGAUGGAGGAUGUGGUCCCUUUCUUUCAGUCAGUCAUGUUGUCUAAGGAAGCAGUUUCUGCUGAGGAUUGUGUAGCUGAGAUUGCUGCAGCAGUGAAGAAGCAGUUGGGACCAUUAAAUCCGGUGUAUUCUCGUGCCGCUGAUGCCAUGAUGGCUUGGAUCAAGUUAUGGAAGAAGGCUGGAGUUGGAUCACUAUCCCCAGUUGCAUGAGGGGAAUUCAGAGCAUGAUCCUUACUCUUUGGUCCAUGGGAAGCUCUCCACACUGAUCUAACUUUAUUUCCUGCUAAAUUCCUAGUGGAUAAGCUUUGCUGCAGCAGAGGUACAAACCAGUGGUUUCAAAUAAUGAAGUCGAGUCCAUAAUUUGGUGUUCCAGUUAGUUGUUAGUUAAUUGCAUCCUUAGACUCUCUACCUGGCCCGCCAUAUGAUGUGAUUUGUUCCAACUCAAUUAGGGGCUUGGUUUUUUGGCAUAUGGUUGCGUACCAAAGGACUUUAAAGCCUAUGGAUAUUAGACUUCUUAUUUACUGUCUCCACUGAUGAUGGUUCUUGUUAAGGGUGAAAAUAUUACUGUUUAUUUUUAUUAUUAUUAUUAUUAUUUAUGUU
Diospyros lotus (date-plum) is the source of this 1854-nucleotide messenger RNA. RefSeq names its product probable UDP-arabinopyranose mutase 5. Gene Ontology annotation, cellular component: cytosol; Golgi apparatus. The transcript has 4 exons. Lineage: Eukaryota; Viridiplantae; Streptophyta; Magnoliopsida; Ericales; Ebenaceae. Gene Ontology annotation, biological process: UDP-L-arabinose metabolic process; plant-type cell wall biogenesis. Gene Ontology annotation, molecular function: UDP-arabinopyranose mutase activity. The record is from RefSeq and is a predicted model, not a curated record. The coding region runs from base 163 to 1464 and encodes 433 amino acids.